AUGUACCGCUUGGCUCGGUCGUCCAAACUUGGCAAGGCACUCAGCACCACCAGUGACGAGACUUCUGGCGGCCAAGAUGAAAAGACUUCAGCUGAACCAGAAGCACUGAGCGUUCCAGCUGCCAGAGACAAUCACGCAUCGGGCAAGCAUAAACCGCCAAAGUCAACGCUAGGGCUGCAGAUAUUGCAUGAUUGUGACGAGCCAACUAUUGAGUGCGCCUUGCAGCUGAGCGGUCCUAGAAAUGAGAUGGGUGCUAAUGACUGGCUUAGCAUCGUAGCCGUGCAUGGCCUCGGCGCGAAUCCGGAUUACGCCUGGAUCUGGCUGCCCAAGAACAACCCUCCUGAUAGCCCCGGGUAUCCCGACGAGCCGUUCAACUGGUUGCAGAAACUACUGCCUGCCAAACUGUCUUGUCGAGUUCUGGCCUUCAACUACGAUUCGGCAUGGUUCGCAAAUGCUCCCCAACAGAGGCUCUCGCACAUUUCCGACAACCUACUGGACAGUCUUCGACACCAACGUGACGAGGUUGGUGUGAUAAUCAUAAGGGCCUUGCGACUCGUGGCCCUCGCUAACAGUCUGCGGAAACAGGUCACUAAUCGGCCCUUGAUCUUCAUCGGCCACAGUUUUGGGGGCAAUGUCAUCGAACAGGCCAUCGUCUCCGCGUCCAGGCAUUGCUCAGAGUACUUGUCCAUUGCCGAGUCCACUGCCGGGGUCAUCUUUCUGGGGACGCCUCAUCGAGGCAGUCCCGCUGCACGUUGGGGUGCAAUGAUUGCAUCUCUCGCAUCGCCCGGCUUUGUUACCGAAGACAGGCUGCUGAAAGCCUUGGAUGAGCAGUCGGAUUCACUGGCGGAUCGUCUGCGCGACUUCUCCCGCUGGCUCUUUUCCGAUUCGGUGCCGGUUGUCUGCGCGUUCGAGCAGCUCAUGACAGACUACUCGUCCCGGGCGGGUUUCGUGGGAAAGUUGCUGCCUUCCAAGGAAUUGAUUGUUCCCGAGUCCAGCGCCUGCAUCGACGGCCAUCACAGGAUAGCUCUCAACACUGACCAUCUCAAAAUUAACAAAUUCUACGGGCCCGACGACCCUUCUUUCAAGCGCAUCUACCCUCACAUAGUGCGCAUGGUUGAGACCGCCUGUCAAAGACUCAAUCGCCGUCGCAACCCAAUAGCGAUUCCAACAGACGAAAGUUGUGCGUCUGACGACCUCAAAAAAUGCCUACGGAAGAUGAGAGUGACCAAUCCCCUCGACGUCCUGUCAAACAUUCACGCCCAAAAAGGAGAAAGAGUAGAGAAUACCUGCCAGUGGAUUCUGAACCGAGAGGAGUUCUCUGCUUGGGCCGCAAGCAAAGAUGCACAGCUUCUUCGCCUUGUCGGCUCACCUGGUAUUGGAAAGACCAUCAUGUCAACAUUUCUAGUCGAAGUGCUCAGGGAGAAGGUUGAGAAGACUGCCGACAAGACAUUUGCCUACUUUUUCUGCGACGACAAGAACCAGGACCGGAAGACGCCAACGGCAAUAUUGAGAAGCCUCGUGUGGCAGCUGUUGCUGCAGAGGAACGAGCUCUUUCGGCAUGUCCAGCCCGACUUUGAGAAGCACGCUGGUGACCGCGUCUUUGAGGAUUUCUUCAACAGUUUCUCCGCUCUCUGGCGGGUUUUCUGCUGCACGCUCCAGGACGAGCGUGCAGGUGAAGUCUUCAUCCUCAUUGAUGCCCUGGACGAGUGCGAAAGUUCGACUCGCCAGCAUUUGCUCGUUUCCAUCAAAAAACUCUUUCAGUUACCCCCUGGAAAAGUCCGACGGAACAUUAAGCUCCUCAUUACCUGUAGACUUCAGAUCAGUGAUAUUGAAGAUGAGCUACAGGGCGUUGGCGUUUCCGUGCAAAUGGGCUCUGCAGUCAUCAAUGAUGACCUGGCCAAGUACAUUGAUGACAAGGUCGGCGACCUAGCCAGCAAGAAGAAAUACACACCAAGCUUGAAGCAAAAAGUCAGCGAAACCCUGAAACGCGAGGCCGGGAGCACCUUUCUCUGGGUAUCCCUCAUGAUUGCCGAGCUAAGGGCUGUUCUAAUGCAUCAAGUGGAGGAGAAAUUAAAGGACCUUCCUCAUGGCAUUGAUGAUACGUAUGCCUCGAUUCUGGACCGAAUCCCGAGAGAAAAUACGGAAACUGCCCAGUUCAUCUUGCGCUGCAUGGCUGUGGCCAGGCGCCCUCUGCGAAAAACUGAGAUCCAAACCGCCUUUGCAACAUGGAAGACGGGCUUAGUACGACGUGGCGAAGACGGGGCAGUUUACGCCGACAUCCUCUCGGUUUGUAGCUCGAUCCUCUAUGUUAGUAGCGGAGAUGAUGCAACCAUCAACUUCUGUCACCAGUCAGUGAAAGACUUCCUGCUGCUCAAACGCUCGAAAAUCAACAAGUGGUAUCAUACGGCAGAAGCCGAGGCGAACCUCCAAAUCUUCAAGGCUUGCUGGGCAUACUUGAGCGCAGAGGCAUUCAACAACGGUAAGAACGCCUCGGACCUGCGGCGUCAAUUUUCGCAGCAUUUGUUUUUGGAAUAUUCGUCCCGCGAAUGGGACAAUCAUGCCACAGCAAGUUAUCCGGCGGUGCUAGGCGACUGGCACGAGCUAGCCACCAACGUUACAAAGGCGCCAAUGCUGCGAGACGCUUGGCUACUACGGGCAGCCCGAGAGGGACAAGAGGGCAUCGCCAGGCUGCUUCUCGAGAAUGGAGCCGAGGCCAACUUCAAAGACAGCAAGUAUGGUCGGACGCCGCUGUUGUGGGCCUCGGAGAAGGGGCACGAGGCCAUUGUCAAGCUGCUUCUCGAAAACGGCGCCAAGGCUGACUCCAAGGACAGCGUGUAUAAUCGGACCCUGCUCUCGCUGACUUCUCGGAAUGGACAGGAGGCCAUUGCUAAGCUGCUCCUCGAUCAUGGGGCCGAGGUUGACUCUAAGAGUACGAAUGGCCGGACGCCGCUCUCAUGGGCCGCCGAGAAAGGGCACGAGGCCGUGGUCAAGCUGCUUCUCCAGAACGGCGCCAAUGUUCACAUUGCGGACAAGACUGGCCGGACGGCGCUCUCGUGGGCCGCCGAGAAAAGGCACACGGCCGUGGUCAAGCUGCUUCUCCAGAAAGGUGCCAAGGAAGAGCGCGAAGCCACUGCCCAUCUCCCGGUCCAGGUUGAAGUAAUCGACCAGGCUGACGCCGACUCCGACUCACACCAGGACCCAGACGGGCAUUCCGACUUGCCAGCAGUUGGAAAUGGGAGACGAUUCGGUGGCCACUGGGGGACGUACGUAUUUGCACAGGACAACAUCUUCCGCAACGAGAAGAACGCCUUCAGGGAGGGCGUGGAGCUGAUGAAGCAGGGAGGCAAUCUGUCGCUGGCGGCGCUGUUGCUCGAGGCCGCCGUGCAGCAGCAUCCGGACCAGGUCGAGGCAUGGCUGUAUCUCGGCCAAGCUCAGGCGCAGAACGAGGAGGAGACGGCAGCGAUCCUGGCUAUGGAGCAGGUGCUGAAGCACGACGCGAACAACCUGGAUGCACUCAUGUCUCUGUCAGUAUCAUACUCCAACGAGGGGUAUGAUAGCGAAGCCGUCCGAACCUUGGAGCGGUGGUUGUCGGUCAAGUACUCAAACAUCAUGGAUCCCAAAGACGUCUCGCCCAAGCGUGAUCUGAGUUACAGGGAUCGGAAGCGCCUCUACCACAAAGUCGUUCGUCUCUUCUCCGAAGCGGCACAGCUGAGCCCCGACAGAGAGUACGCGGAUCCAGACGUGCAGGUCGGCCUUGGCGUGCUCUUUCAGGCCGUCGCGGCGUACGACAAAGCAAUUGAAUGCUUCCAACUGGCGCUUCACUCGUCGGCGCUGGGCACGGCGAACCAGCACGACCAGGCCCAUCUGCUCUGGAACAGGCUGGGCGCCGUGCUCGCCAACAACGGGGCAUUCGAGGACGCCAUCGCCGCCUACGAGCAGGCGCUCUCCAUCUCGCCCAAUUUUGUGCGUGCCCGUUCCAACCUCGGCAUCAGCUGCAUCACGACCGACCCCCGGUUGGCGGUGUGCCACUUGCUCACCGCCCUCAAGAUACACAACUCGGUCGAGAAAUCGGGCCGCGCCAAGAUAUACGAGAUCCUGGGUGGCGGCAACCAUCAGGUCGGCGAGACGCUCGGCCGCGUCUCGGCCCCGAACAGGAGCAAGCAAUUGCACGACACGCUGCGAAGCGUCUUUCGCGUGAUGAAGCGGAAAGACCUAGAGGAGAAGUUGGUGGAAGACGUCGACCUGGAUGUCUUCCGGCCAGAGUUUGACUUUUGA
Metarhizium album ARSEF 1941 is the source of this 4275-nucleotide messenger RNA. Its product is annotated as Peroxisomal targeting signal 1 receptor. Gene Ontology annotation, cellular component: cytosol; peroxisomal membrane. The coding region runs from base 1 to 4275 and encodes 1424 amino acids. NCBI's taxonomy places the organism in Eukaryota, Fungi, Ascomycota, Sordariomycetes, Hypocreales, Clavicipitaceae. Gene Ontology annotation, molecular function: protein binding. The transcript is spliced from 3 exons. The record is from RefSeq and is a predicted model, not a curated record. Gene Ontology annotation, biological process: protein import into peroxisome matrix, docking.